AGUUAUUCAAGCUGUCAAUCUCAGUAGAAAAUCUGAAAGCUAUUUUGCUUCAACAGAACCAGCAAUUCGAGGCGACACAGCUGCGUAUGAUCGAGGCUUUCACACGUACACUACCGCUCCAGUCUACAUCAGUGUACAAUGCUGAAAAGCCUUCAGUUGAUGCAAUAAUCAUCGGUUUCCUGCAUUGCGCUCUUAACAUGUCCGGUCCGAGAUCUGUCAAAUUGAGAAAGAGCAAGGUCGAAAAUGAGGUUGAAAAAUGCAGAAGUGAGGAGUGCUGGAGUAAAGCUUUAGAAUUGUUGUUACCUCAUAAGAAUGAUUCGGGCCUGGCCUACUUAUAUUCCUUGGUCAUGUGUGAAAACAUUUUGGAAGUGUUCGAGCACGCAUAUAUUUCCGAUGAGGAGAUUGAACGCGCUGGUAUCUUUUUACUGGAAGCCCUAAAAACUCCCGAUGACCAGUAUCUGCUAGAGGCGAACAUUUUACGUGGGAAGUUGCUGUAUAUUGGCAGAGGCUUCGCGGAAUCACUGACACUUUUACAGAAGCUGAAUCUUCCUUCAAUCAGGGCAGAGAACUACAGUUCGCGACAUAUACGACUUGUGAGUGAAGGUUUGGCCAUUAUAGGGGUUUGCCGUGAAGAAUUCGCCAAAAUGUCCCGCAGAUCGUUGUCUGAGAACGAAAGGCUAGAAGCGUUGUCUCAUUACGACCUUUCAUUGGAACUUUGCUGUCGUCAUUUCCAAGAGUUGUACCAAAACAAUUCCGAUCUAUCCUCCGCAGUUGUCAGCUUUCCCAAAGUCGUUUUUAUUGGCAUUCAGCGAUUGUUUACGCUUGUUCGCCAAUUUGGAACUGUUUCCGACGUUGUGGCCAAAUUCCGACACUAUUUACGUUGGGUAGAAACGCCAUCUUCGAAAGCCCUCAGACAAUGGCUCACAUGCCAAUUUGCUGAGGUUUUGUUACGUGGUAUGUGCAUUGGCGAUUAUGAGCAAUAUGACUUAGUUUCGGAUCGGCAACCGGCAACCCAGACGCUCUCCUUGCCUUUGCGAUAUCCGGCCGGUCGAUUUGUCCCAAAUAGCCUAUACUCAGAGGCUAUUUUAAUGUUGUUAAUUUCGGAACAUAUCGCUAGCCAGGAAAUGAUCCUCAAUCGGCCAACCGAGACGUCUGAUGCUCGUUUCAUGCAGUCGCUGAGUAACGCCUCUUCAGUCUAUAACCUGUUGACUAUUAUUCUUUCAAAAACCGGCAGGUUUGGGCUGUUGUCCAAGACUUUGGAGAAGUCUUUAAAGUUUUCCUAUCGCGAGUUCCACAUCUGGUUCCAGUUCGCUUUAUCCCUCAUAAAUUGUAGAAAGUAUUACCGCGCCUACUUGGUACUGCGUGAAUGCUUGCGUUUGAAUCCAGGAAAGUUGUCCAUCUUUUUCCUGGCCAUCUCCCUGUGUUUCGGCCAGCUUGGACUUACCGACGAUGGGAUUGAACUAGCUUCACGUGCUGUCGAGGUGGCCUCCAAACGCAAAGAUUCGGUGAUGUGUGCCAGAGCCCAUCUGAUGCUCGGUUGGGGCUAUUCCCUAUUUGCUCGCAAAUGUCGCAUUGUGGAUAAGAAAAAUGAACUGCAGGUCAAGGCUACCGCGGAGUAUAAAAUGGCCACUGAAUUGGAUCCUGAUGACUAUCUGGCGUGGUAUCAUCUGGCUGUCGAGUUAUCCAUUCAAAGACAACUGGAAGAUGCACUAGCGGCCUGUCAGAGCAGUCUGCGUUUGAUGCCUUCACACGCCAAGACACUUCGCUUGUUGGCUCUUCUGCACACAGCGGGCCGAAAGCGUUUGGACCAAGCAUCCAAAGUUCUUCGCGUUGGCCUGGCAGAUAAACCGAACGACUUCAGCUUACUCUUCCUACUAGCUAAGGUUGAAGCCGUCAGACAUAAUCCAAAAGCUGGCUUAUUGGUGUAUCUGCGUCUUUUGGAGGCCUGGAGAAAUACCUUUUCUCUUGAAGUUAACACCGAACUAGGGGAACGAACACCUACCUCGCUCGUUUACAGCACGACGGAUGGCAUGGAUGAAACUGACCUAGGCAAUCUCUUUGGAGCGAUGCCAACAUUCACGACGGAAGAAGAGAUUAUGCUGCCUGCUGCUACUUUCGAGGCAAAUCCACUGGCCGCUGCGCUAAGUAGCAUUUCAAAUGAGCAAGUCGGUCAGAUCGGGUCUUCGAUUGUUCCCGUACCGAAGCCUUCUAGAUCAACUGCCGCUUCCUUCUCGCCAGCUUUACAAAUGCAAGCUAAAAUUUACCAUGGCCUUGCCGAACUAUACCUGGCCAGUGAUCAGUUAGGAGAAGCAAAAGACGCGUUGGAUGAAGCAGUCAAAAUUACGGGCCUGGAUGUAAAUACUUUGUACCUGCGCGGACGUCUUAUUGAAAAGGAUGGUCAUCUGACAAAAGCUCGUUCCGUUUACGAAAGUGUAAUCGCAGUCCAACCUACACACUUAGCCGCUCAUUUGUCUUUGGCAAAUUUACUUCGGAAAACAAAUCAAGCUGCGCUAGCGGAGCGUGUGGUACGAGAUGCCAUGUACAUCGAUCCAACCAGCUGCCAGGUGUGGCAUCUUCUCGCAGAAGUUCUGGCGUUACCGGGUGCAUCUGAACCGGCUUCAGACGGGGCAGUCACAAAGGCAUUAUUCAACGCUGUUGAGCUUGGACAAACAGAACCCUUAGAACCAUUUUAUCAGCUACCAAUAGGGGUCCAAUGUACGUAACGUUCGAACUGCAAUCAAUUAGAACAUGAAAAUGUUAACAGAUCUUCUCCUUUGCUGCUUAUCGAUUCGGCACAACACGCGACUAAUUUUUCAACAGCUCCGAGUAUUUUUCAAAUACAUUUUUAUUUAUCAUGG
Dicrocoelium dendriticum is the source of this 2858-nucleotide messenger RNA. The record is from the annotation of a GenBank genome assembly. Lineage: Eukaryota; Metazoa; Platyhelminthes; Trematoda; Plagiorchiida; Dicrocoeliidae.